CGCGCCCCGGCUCCAAAACGGUAACAGGAAGGAAGAAGACCAUGCGAGAUCAGAGAACCCUGGAUGAGAACAGGACAAGUUCAGAGUCUUUUAAUUGUAUCUGAGGAAGGCCUCAAAACAAUAACUAUUACGGUGUUCAGCUAUAUUACAGUACAUAUUCCCCACUCCCCUGUAUAACUUGACAGUAUAACACCUCCCACCAUGCCAUUGAUUGUGCUGCCCACCUCCCAGCUUCUGUGGGUGCGUGUGGCUGCCCAGUUGUUCUCCUGCGUGGCCUUCAGUGUGGUGGCCCACGGGGCCUCUCUCUCCCACAGGUUAGCAGACUGGUGUGUGUUCUGCUGGGCCUUCAGCUUCUCCGUCACCCUGCUGGUACUGCUGGUGGAGCACUUUGGCCUCCAGGCCCGAGCCCCUGUCUCCUGGAAAAACUUUCCCAUCACCAUGGCCUGCUACGCCACCCUGCUCUGCUUCUCCGCCUCUGUCAUCUUCCCUGUCUACUUCCUCAAGGGCCAGCAGAACCACGGGGAGGCCCGGGACAGACGCAUCGCCUCCACCGUCUUCUCCUGCCUGGCCACCGUGGCCUACCUGUGGGAGGUGACCCUGACGCGGGCGCGGCCGGGCGAGGUGUCGGGCUACAUGGCCACGGCUCCAGGCCUGCUCAAGGUGUGCCAGACCUUCGUGGCCUGCAUCAUCUUCAUGCUGGUCAGCAACCCGGUGUCGUACGAUCAUCACGCAGCGCUCAAGUGGUGCAUGGCGGUCUACUGUGUCUGUUUCAUCCUGUCGGCGGCCGUGGUGGUGCUGUGUGUCGGGGAGUGUACCGGCUUUCUCCCGUUCCCCUUCGCACGCUUCCUGUCAGCCUAUGGCCUGCUUGCUGUUGUCAUGUACCUGACCGCCACCAUCAUCUGGCCCGUGUUCCAGUUCGACAAGAGUUACAGCCACACCCAAACCCGGCAGCAGCCAACACUGUUGACGGUUGCAGUUCUCACCGCUCUCAACUUCCUGCUCUACCUGGCAGACCUGGCGUACUCCGCACGCCUGGUGUUUGUCAGUGUGUGAGGGAGGAGGGGGAGAGAGAGGAAGGGAAGGAGAGGGAGGUGGGACAAAAACUACUGUGUAAAAUUCGUUCAGUUGUGAAAGUUUUUCUGUGUUGCCUUUAUCUUCAACAAGCACCUCUUCAAAGGGGGUGACACUCUAGACCCAAACUGUUAUAGACCUAUAUCCAUCCUGCCCUGCCUUUCUAAAG
Messenger RNA from Salvelinus sp. IW2-2015, 1240 nucleotides. RefSeq names its product myeloid-associated differentiation marker homolog. NCBI's taxonomy places the organism in Eukaryota, Metazoa, Chordata, Actinopteri, Salmoniformes, Salmonidae. Gene Ontology annotation, cellular component: membrane. The record is from RefSeq and is a predicted model, not a curated record.